AUGACUCCAAUUUUGGAUGCGAUGGCCGCAAUCGACGCGUUGAAGCCAGGGAAACCUUUUAACUACCGCCAAAUUGCAAAAAAGUUCGGUGUUGUGCCAUCUACGUUGAUCAGGAGGCACAAGGGGCUUACGCAACCCCGCUCUGCUGCCCAUCAACUCCUUCACCCACUACAAGAAAAGUACCUUGUGGAGUAUAUCCAGGGGCUUACUAAGCGUCGCCUGCCUCCUACAAGGCAAAUGGUUAAGAAUUUUGCAGCCUCAAUUGCUCAAAAAGGGGUGGGCGAUAGGUGGGUAUCCGGAUUUCUCCGGAGAAACUUCAACAAAGUCAUCUUAAAAUGGCAAACGCCUAUGAAUCGCAAACGCCAUAAAGCCGAUUCAGGGGCAAAGAUUAAGGAGUAUUUCGACCUCCUUCACGGCAAAUAA
Pyrenophora tritici-repentis Pt-1C-BFP is the source of this 423-nucleotide messenger RNA. RefSeq lists its product as uncharacterized. Lineage: Eukaryota; Fungi; Ascomycota; Dothideomycetes; Pleosporales; Pleosporaceae. The record is from RefSeq and is a predicted model, not a curated record.